Molecule: messenger RNA, 5349 nt
Organism: Vespula pensylvanica (western yellowjacket)
Lineage: Eukaryota; Metazoa; Arthropoda; Insecta; Hymenoptera; Vespidae
Product: thyroid receptor-interacting protein 11-like
Exons: 13
Coding region: 203-4756 (1517 amino acids)
Biological process (GO): endoplasmic reticulum to Golgi vesicle-mediated transport; Golgi organization
Cellular component (GO): Golgi apparatus
Molecular function (GO): small GTPase binding
Source: RefSeq, a predicted model, not a curated record
GUUGUCGGCCAUGUUUAUAAGUGCGUUCGUGUGUUGUAUUUUGUGAAGGUUAAUGGAGUCUUUCACGUCAUCAUGUUAAUUUAAUGUUUACGUGAUAAAUAAGUCAAUUUCUGUAAAAAUAUGUUGUGUACGUGACGUCAAAUAGAUAAUCAAUUUUGUGUGUUUUAAAAAGUGGGUUUAACGGUAAAUAUCAUCGUUUAAAAUGGCGUGGUUUGGUGACAGUCUUUCUGGCUUAUCUCAUUUAAAGGGCCAAAUUACGAACUUUACGAAGGAGGUACUUUCCGAAGGGAUUGUCAAAGAAAUUGAUGAUCAAACGAUGCAAUUGAAAGAAGCGAACGAACGGUGCAUACAACUGCAAGAGUUACUGGACACGAAGGACGCCGAGAUCUCUGUGUUGCGCCGACAAAAUUGCGAGCUGCAGAAAAUCGUUCUCGAGUUGGACACGAAAACGAAAGUAUCGAACGAGAAUCAAGAAGAAGAUGGGGAAGUCUUCUUUUGGGAUCCACCGUCGGUCAAAAAUCGUAAUUCCAAAAAUCAAAAUCAUGCUAGGCAAUUGCAGGAACAAUUGGCCCAAGCCACCAUGAAAAUACGUGAAUUAGAAACUGAACUUAAACGAUCGCAAAAGGUGAACAAUGGAAGUAUAAUGGACGAACUUCCGGAUGGCCAUCAAAAAGCAGAAUACUUACGAGCUAAACAAGAUAUGGUAAAUAGAAUCGUACGAAUGGAAGAAAAGAAUCGUGAAGUCGAAAGGAACGUUAAACGAAUGCAGGAAGAUGAGAUAGCCUUGAUAAACGAUUUUUAUACCGUAAUAUCGAAGUUGGAUUAUCAGGAGAAGGUCAAACUCAUCCGGGAAACUCUGAGAAAUUUGGAAAAUGAUAAACAAAAGUCUUCUUUAAUCGGCAAAGAAGAAAAAUCUGACUCCGACGAGAAGUUUGAUAAAACAAGUGAAAAUAAUGAAUCUGGGAAUUUGAAGUCAGAUAUACAGGAUAGUUUAAUGAGUAAUAGGGAAGCUGAAUUGUCUAGAAAAAUUCUUGAAUUACAGGAUGAAAAUAAGAAUCUUAAUGUCAGUAUCGAGGAACUUGAUAGACAGCAUACGGAAUCAAUAGAAGAAUUAUUGUCUUUGAAGGAGGAUAUCGAGAAGAAGCAUCAAUGCCUUCAAAAUGCCUACGAGCAGUUGUAUGUUGAUUACAAUCAAGCAGGAGGGAAAGUUUUGGAACUACAGAGUAAACUUGGCUCAAUUGAGGAGAGGAAUAAGAGUAUUCUCAAAAAAGAAUCUUUGGAGAGAGAAGAGAAAAAUGUUCAAACGGAGGAAUGUGAAAAUAUCAAGAAGAAAGGAAGAAAAGACGACGACGACGACGACGACGACGACGACGACGAUAAUGAUAAUAAUAAUUCAUUGUACGGAUUGGAACAAAGAGUAAAAGAAAUUUUGAGAAAUUCGUGCAUAGAAACGAGUGAAUCUAACGAGUCGAUUUUCGAAACUGUCGCGAAACGAUACGUCGAGACGAACUGGAAGAAGGACGUUUUAGAAAGGAAGGUAACGGAGAUUACGCGAAAUCUAAAGGAGACCACGGAAAUGAGAGAUAAUUUGCAGCUUGAAUGCGACGACAUGCAGACUCACAUAGAUUCGUUGCUGUUAAAUAUUCAACAUUUAAAAUUGAAUCUACCAUCCAUUCCUGAAGCUAGCGAGGAACGUGUGGCCUCCUUGGAAACUGAAACGGAGUCGUUGCAGGAGGAGGUUAAACGAUUACGCGAAGAGAACGAUACGUUGAGGAGAUUAAACGUUACAGAGUUGAUGAUACCAAGAUUGGAGAACGGUGAGAUCCAUCUUGAAGAGAAUUUCAUCGAUGAAGAGAAAGUCAUUGAAAUGGAACCUUCUGAUGUCAGGAGAGAAGAAGAUUCCGUGGAAGAUUUAAAACGUAGAUUGUUGGAGUUCUCUAACGAGACCAGCGAAUUGAGAACGUCUUUGGAAAAAUAUAAGGAAACUAUCGAAGAGCUUAGGCUAGGUAAAGAGAAUAUAGCUCAUGAGUUGAAAGCUUCGGUCUAUAGUAUGGAGGAAUUGGAAAGGGAGCUAAAAGUUACUUUGGACGUUAAGAACGAGCUCGAACGUGAAAAUGGCGAUUUGAUUAAGGAGAACGAAGAGUAUAGAGCCGAUUUGGCAAGGUUUAAGGAAACUGCUGAUGAUGCAAAGAAAGAAGAGAACGAUCUGUUGGAAAAACUUCGUAAAAAAUUAGAAAAGGUCAACAUCGAGAGAAACGAUUUGGAGUAUGACUUACUUAAUAUGAGGAAAGAACUCGACAAUGCUUUGCACGAUGCAGAUGAAAGACAAGAGUUGAUAACGCAAUUGAGUCAAGAGAAUGAAAAAUUCACGAGAGAAAAUACAUCUUUGUUGGAUCAAUUGACAGCGAGUCAAGUGGAAUCCCAAGAGAAGAUAGAACUGUUGAACACUGAAAAAUCUUUGCUCGAGGAGGAACAAUCGGAGCUUCGAUCGGAGGUGGCUACGUAUAAAGAAAAAAUUCAACAACUUGCGGAUAGUGAGAAUAAAUGCGCCAUGAUAAAUUAUGAACUUGAAAUUGCCAGAAAGAGAAUAAACGAGCUUCUAUCGGAGAACGAAGGUCUUUACGGUCGAUUGGAAAAGAUUCAUGAGUUGGAAAAAGAAUUGAACGAAAAGAAGGCAGCUGCGAAUGAUUUACAUUCGUUGCGAAAUAAAUUCAUAGAAACCGAAGCCGAAUUGAAUAGUUUGCGUUUAAAAGAGAAGGAGAUUGCCGCGAAGGAAUUGAAUCUAUUGCAAAGUAAAUUUAUGGAAACUGAGGCUGAGUUAAACGACUUACGUUUAAGGGAGAAGGAGAUGUCUCAAGUCCAAGGGGAUUGUAACGAGAUCGUGCUUUUGAGAGACACCGUAACAGAUUUAAACGAUAAAAUUCGCUUGUCCGAAGAGAAAUGUAAACAAUUGGAAUCCUUUAUUACAUCGUUGGAAUCUGAAACAAAAGAAAAAAUGUUAUUAAAAGAAAAUUCCUUCGAAAACGAAAGGCAAAAAUUAACGGAUAGUUUAAAAGAGAAAAGCGAAGAAAAUGAAGGGCUAAAGGAUAUAAAUAAUAAAUUAACAAUGGAGAUAAUAGAAAUGAAAAGUCACAUGGAAUCGAGCAUCGAGGCAAAUAAAGAAAAUGCUACUAUGGCUAAGGAAACUAUAGAAAGUUUAUCUCAUCUUAUCAAAGAGAAGGACAAUGAAAUCGAAUCUUUGAAGACGAUGAACGAUCGAGCAAACGUAGCUAAUUCGAACGAUCUUCUUACUAUACGAAACGAAAGAGACGAGCUUGUAAAAUUAGUUCACAUUAAACACAAUGAGAGCAUCCAAUAUCAUAGCGAAAUUCAGAGAUUAACUCAACUCUUAAACGAACAAGUAUCUCAAGUUCGAAAUUUGUUAACCGAACAAAAUCAAAUUACGACGUUGUUGAAGGAUAAAGAUACAGAACUUGCCGGAACUCGUAACGAGCUACAAACUUUGCAACAACGAUUAGAAAAUAUCAAGGACGUUGAUAAUAACGGGGAAGUCUGUAGAAUCGCAGGACAUUUGACACAAAUACAAGAAAUGGCAAUACUUAAUGAUAAAUGUAACGCAUUGGAAGCUGCUUUGAUCCAAGAACAAUCCAACAACAGAAUGCUACAAAAUCAAUUUGUUGAAAGUCAAAGUAAAGAAGCCAAUGCUGGUAAAGAAUUAGAAAGAUUGAGAACUCAUUUAGUGGAGAUUGAAUCUAGUUAUACGGAAGAAGCUUUAUUGGCCGAGGAAAUGCGUAAAGAAUUGGAGGGGAAAUUGUUGCAAGCUGAAGAAAAACUUAAAAAUUCAUCUACCGUAUAUACCUCCGCUAGCAUAAGAGCGAAUCAACAAGUAGAAACUUUGCAACAACAAAUGUCCCUUAUUAUUCAACAAAGAGACGAUAUUCAAAAUAAAUUAUCUAUGGCGGAGGAUAAAGUUUUAUCACAAACGACUGCUCUGACUAAUUUACAGAUAGUUUUGGAACAAUUUCAAAGAGAAAAAGAAAGGGAUAUUAAAAGAGUUACGGAAAAACUACAAUUGCAACUUCAGGAGUCGCAUAAAAAACAAGAAGAAUUAUUAAACGAAAUCUCCUGUCUCAAGGAACAAUUAGCAGAAGCUCAGGAAUAUUUGCAAGCUGCAUCUAGAUUAAGUGAACAACUGGAUAAGAAAACAGAAAGAAUAGAGCAAUUAAAUCAAGAAGUUGAAAGAUUAAUGGAAUUGGUGAAUACUGCUGAUCAGAGAAUAGAAGAAGCAAUGCAAAGUGGAGUAGGAAAAGUUGACAAGAACCUUAUGAAAAAUCUCUUGCUUGGAUAUUUGUCUUCAUCGACAGCAGACAAAUCAUCUGUUCUAAGAGUGUUUGCCACCGUAUUAGAUUUUACAGAACACGAUAGAGACAAAGCUGGUCUUAAUAAUGGAAUUGCAAACAACAGUUGGUUUUCUCGUCUUAGCGGUGGAAAUGGUGCUCCUACUAAGGAUCAAGAGGCAUCGCUUUCAGCUGCAUUUGUAAGAUUUUUAGAAAGUGAAUCUAAACCGAAACCUCAAUUACCUGCUUUGCCAAUAUCGUCAUCGUCCUCACCUCGUCCAACGCAUAGCAGACAACAUUCAACGUCGUCGAGCCAUUCUACAUUGUUGCUUUCUAAUAUUACUCUUCCAACAUUCCCAGAUUUUGUUCCAGCAAGAAAUACAGGAUCUAUUCUGAAAGAAGUAUUAAAAGACAGCUGAUAUUAAAGUAACAAAUGUAGUAUAUACUACUCGGUGAACAGCAUCAGGCUGUAAAAAGAAGAAGAAAAAAAACAAAUACAAGCUAAAAAUAAUCCUAUCUAUCUCGAGCCUAACUUUUUAUUCGGACAUUGAUAUUGUAACAUAUUGAUUGCGCCUGAAGAAGAAGAAGAAAAAAAAAAAAAAGGAAAGAAAAAAUGGACUGCCGUAGUAUGUUCGUCGUGCUGCAUUUAUCGAUAGCUUGAUAAAAUAAAUUCGUAUAUAAUUUAAGCGAGAAAAUUCAAAACGAACUACUUCGGAGUUUUGCCGAAAGAAUUCUUCUCAUUCACGAUGUGAAAUUCUUUCUACGGAAGAGCAAUAAUAAAUAAAAAAAAAAAAAAAAAAAAAAAAAAAAAGCAAGGAAUAUGUACGUUCACAAUGUUUUUACAAAGACACUAAAAAUCUCCCCACACGAUUCUCUAAUUUUAUAUAAUAACGUAAUCGUACUCUUAAUCGGAUUCGUAACUUAUUAAAUUCUUAGUAAUUGUAUUAAAAAAGUUUUCUCAUUCAUUUGCGUAAAUAAAAAAAAAAAAAAAAAACAUCCUGCUUGGGUAAAA